AGCGGAUCCCUCGUUGUGCUUUUCCUUCUCCCCAGAUAAGCCCGGAGGCGGCGACCGUUGCUAAGGGGAGGGAAAAGCGUCACGUGACAGAUUUCAAAUGAAAGAAAUGGCCAAGGCCGGGAGCCGCGGAGUGGAGAGAUGGCGUUUUCCCCCUGGAGGGCAGCCGGCAACCGAAGGCGAGCCGACAGGACUGUUAGAAAAAAUGUCGUUCCAGGAACACACAGAAACAUCCUCAGUAUUCUUUAAGAAUGGAGUCAGGGAACGGAUGAAAGAAAAGAAAAAUGGAGUAUUAAAAACAGCAAAGAUGAAUGCUUCCCUCGCAUCAAAGAUUAGAACAAGAGCAAUUAAUAAUUCCUCUAUAAUUAAGGUCUCCCUGAAACAGAACAACAAAGCGUUGGCUCUGGCUCUCAAUGCUGCCAAGAUAACAGCUCAGAAACUUACGGAUGACAAGAUGCUGCUGCAGAAAGAAGUGGAGUUGGGUCACUUUGAAAAUGCUUGCUUACGCCAAAAACUCUCCUCUGUGAAAAAAUAUAUUGAUGAACUGCAACUCUUUAUGAACAGCCGUUUUCAAACUGCAAUCAAGCUGACCAGAUUUUCUGAGAGUGAUUCCUAUUCUUCAUUGCUGGAUGAAAGAGGGCACAGUGAUACUCAUGAUAUUUCUCGCAGUCAGGAUGAUAACAACUGUCCUAGAGUGGCACCAAAAUCAAUGAGAAUUCCACUGUCUCAGGUGGAUGAUGAAGGAAGUGGCAAUGGCAGAAAUACACCCACCAGUUUGGAGAAAUUUCCUUUAGAUCCAUUGAAAUCUGCUUUUGAUGAGACUUGGAGAAGUAUGCCUUUCCCUGAGGUAAAGAAGUCGCUCUCUUCUUUCACUGACAAAUUAUCGGCAAGCAGUGGAAAUAGUGAUUCAAGGUUACAUGGAGUGGAUGUCUCUACUUUGGCAUUUAAUUCAAACACAAUUUUUGGAGACAACCUUUGGAAUGUGCCACAGAAUUCCAGGAGUUGCUCACUAUCUAUCCUGGAUAACAAUUAUCCUGUCCAGCAAUGUGAGGAUACUACAAGACCACACAGUGAUAGUAUAUUGAGUGAACAUGUGACUAAGAGAAAAAAACGUAAAACAGGUUUUCCUGCUACAUUUGGAAACAACUUAGAGGCAGAAGUCUCAGACAUUGAUAAGCUGCAGGUGACAAAGGAAACAGAGUCUCUUGUUAAAGAGAAUCUUGAAAUCAGUCAUGUUGGUGAACUUAUUACAUUGAGCACCAAAAGAGAAAGCUGUAUAAAGAUCAAUGCCAAGGAAACAAAAACUCUAGAAAAUGAUAAUGCUGAAACAAAGAACACAAUGUUUUCUACCAGUCAAUCAAAAUUAAACUUGAAUAAUGGUAAUAACCGAAGACCGGAUAUUAAUGUUACAGUGUCAAAAACCAGUGAACUGAACAGUAGUAAGAUAAAACCUCCUAUGUCUGCCUGUCAUGUGGAAAAUUCAGAUCAUGAUAGGAAGGAGAAACGUAGUUCCCAACAUUUAGGCCAAACAACACGAAACAGAAAAACCUUUGUGAUAGAGCCAAAUCGUGUAAAUAAUUACACAACUCAAGAAAUUGAAAAAGGAAUAUUCUUGGAAAAAAUGAAGAAUUUGGAAAAUCAAUCCCAAUGUCCAGAGUCUAGAUCAUUAAGCAAUGAAAUUCAACAAAAUGAGAAAAGCUGUAGUUAUAGUACAAAAUGCCUUAAUAAAACCAAAAAUUAUAGAAGAACCAUUGUGCUAGAUCCAGGGCCUUCCAAUGAUAGGAACAGUUGUACUUCUUUUCAACAUGAUAUUAAAAAAAAGACAGACUUGGAAAACUUAGAUAGUUUAGGAAGAUGGGUCCAGAGUCCAGAAUCUAAUUCAUUAAACAUUGUGAAUACAGAAGAUUCAGUUGCUUUCCAGAAGCAAGUUCCUAAUCAAGAAGCAAUUUCAGGACUGAAUGUAAAGCGUAAAUCAAAGAGGAAGGUGCAUGAAAAUAAUGGAUCCCAUAGAUUAAGUGAGAUGGAAGAACAGAGUUUAGAUAAUAUAGAUUAUGAACUUCCACAAUCAGAAAUUAAAAAGAAAAAGCAUAGAGAUAAAACAAUGAAUUUCGAUAGGGAUAUCGUACAGAAAGGACAUUCCAAAGCCAAUGCUGAUGUGUUUGAUUUGAAUGAGAAAGCUCAAAAAGUCAGUAGAAAAAAGAAAAAAUCAAAAUGUACGCCAUCUGUACUUUCAGUUUCUUUGGGUGAUGAGGAUAACUUUUUUGAAGGAAGUAAUAGUUCAGUCAAAAAGAACUGGGAAACCUCAACCACCCCAAACAGUUGUUCUUUAACUAAAAAAAGUAGCCAUUUAGAGAAGGCAAACUGGAUGACCAUCAGCAAUGAGGCUGGCUUAAAAAAAAAAAUGCCAACAUUUGGCAAGAAAACAGGCAUUGUAAAUGAUUUGGGUAACAACGGUACUGAUUCUGAACCAUUCCUUCAAGGUCCAGAGGAUUGUGAAAUCACUCAAACCAAGCAGACAAAAUGGAGUUUUCUCCAAGUUGCAGACUGCAGCGCUUUGCAAAAGCCAAUUGUGGAUAUUACCAAGACCUUGUCUCUAAAUCCCGAUUCUCCUUCAGUUGGCCUUUCUAAAAGCUCUAGGUAUGUUGAAGUCCAAAAAAGCCCAGAAAGAGAUUGUGCUUUGUCAAUAAUCUCAGCUGUCUUCAAGGAAAAUAUUAAGCAACUUGAGAUUUCUGGAAGAGAAGAGAAGCAGCCCAUACAAGCCAUUGCAAAAACAAGUGCAGAAAAUGCAGUCCUACAAGAAAAUGGUGAGUAUUAGAAGGCUGGAGACAAAUGAAAUUGAUGGUUUAUAGCAGUGGUUCUCAACCUGUGGGUCGGGACCCCAUUUGGGGUCGAAUGAC
Molecule: messenger RNA, 2894 nt
Organism: Crotalus tigris (Tiger rattlesnake)
Lineage: Eukaryota; Metazoa; Chordata; Lepidosauria; Squamata; Viperidae
Product: shugoshin 2-like
Exons: 7
Coding region: 98-2812 (904 amino acids)
Cellular component (GO): chromosome, centromeric region
Source: RefSeq, a predicted model, not a curated record